This is a messenger RNA of Glycine soja, 4959 nucleotides long. Its product is annotated as TMV resistance protein N-like. Gene Ontology annotation, biological process: signal transduction; defense response. The transcript is spliced from 12 exons. The record is from RefSeq and is a predicted model, not a curated record. Gene Ontology annotation, molecular function: ADP binding; ATP hydrolysis activity. NCBI's taxonomy places the organism in Eukaryota, Viridiplantae, Streptophyta, Magnoliopsida, Fabales, Fabaceae. Bases 93 to 4430 code for a protein of 1445 amino acids.
AACUGCUGCUCCUCGCCGUCUCUCCUCCAACCUUUCUUGUUAGUCCCAAAACAAAACGACAGGUCUGCAAAUAAUAUCCUUUCAUCUCUUCCAUGUCUUCUGCCUACAGUUUCGACUCUGAUCUCCAUGAUGAGGAGAUGGAGAUGGAGAUGGACUUUCUGCGUGAACGGUAUCAGGAGGACAACAGAAACUAUGAUGUGUUUUUAAGUUUCAGAGGGGAAGACACGCGUGCUUCUUUCACUUCACAUCUCUAUACCGCUCUUCACAACGCGGGAGUCUUUGUUUUCAAGGAUGAUGAGACACUUUCAAGGGGAAAUAAAAUUUCACCCUCGCUGCAGUUAGCAAUUGAAGAGUCUCGAGUUUCUGUUGUUGUUUUCUCUAGAAAUUAUGCAGAGUCGCGGUGGUGUUUGAAAGAGUUGGAGAAAAUAAUGGAGUGUCACAGAACAACAGGGCAAGUGGUAGUGCCAGUGUUCUAUGAUGUAGAUCCCUCUGAAGUACGUCAUCAAACAGGCCACUUUGGAAAAGCAUUUCGAAACCUUGAGAACAGACUUUUAAAAGUGGAAGAGGAAGAGCUGCAACGAUGGUGGAAGACGCUUGCUGAGGCCGCUGGCAUCUCAGGGCUUUCUGUUGUCCGAAAUUGCAAUCGUAGAAGGGAGAUUGGUGAUAAGAUAUGUCUCCUUGCGCAGCAUUGGAGGGAGGCACUUCGUGAGGCUGCUGGCAUCUUGGGGGAUUCAGUCUCAGAAUUCGGAAAAAUGGACAUUGCUAAUAAAAUAGACUACUUUGUGGAGCGUUGGAGGGACGGACUUUGUGUUGCCACUCGCAUCCCGUGGAGAGGAAUGUUGAUUGCUGAAAAGUUAAUAGAUCUCCUUGUGAAGCAUUGGAGGGAAACACUGUGUGAGGCACUUUGUGAGGCUGUUGGUUUCUCAGAUGGUGCAGACUUAUAUUACAGUAGAGAAAUUGAGAUGGUUUAUAAAAUAGAACCGCUUGUGGUGAAUUGGAGUACGGCACUUGGCGAGGCUGCAGGUAGCAUCUCGGGGGGUGCACACCUAAAUUCCCAAGGGAAGUUUGCUAAUGAGAUAAGCCUCCUCAUGAAGCAUUGGAGGGAGGCACUUUGUGAGCAUAAUGGCAUCCCAUUGGUUUUCCUCUUAAAUUUCAGUGUUGAAGAGGAGAUUAUAAGAGAUUUUAAGGACUUAAUGAUGUCUUGGAAGGAAGCACUUCGUGAGGCUGCUGGCAUCUCGAGGGUUGUAGUCCUAAAUUACAGGGGAAAAGUGAAGAUUGCUACUGAAGAGAGAAACAUCCUCGUGAAACAUUGGGCAGAGACACUUCGUGAGGCUGCUAGCAUCUCAGGGAUUGUAGUCCUAAAUUCCAGGAAUGAAAGUGAGGCUAUCAAAACUAUUGUUGAAAACAUUACGCGUUUGUUAAACAAGACAGAGUUGUUCGUUGCUGAUAAUCCAGUCGGCAUAGAACCACGAGUCCAGGAAAUGAUUGAACUAUUAGACCAAAAACAAUCAAAUGAUGUUCUAAUACUCGGGAUGUGGGGGAUGGGAGGCAUUGGUAAAACGACUAUUGCAAAAGCCAUUUACAAUAAGAUUGGCCGCAAUUUUGAGGGAAAAAGCUUCCUCGCACAUAUUAGGGAAGUUUGGGAGCAAGAUGCUGGUCAAGUAUAUCUACAAGAACAACUUCUAUUUGAUAUCAAAAAAGAAACAAACACAAAGAUACGUAAUGUUGAAUCAGGAAAAGUUAUGUUAAAAGAACGACUUCGCCAUAAAAGGGUACUUCUUAUACUUGAUGAUGUAAAUAAAUUGCAUCAAUUGAAUGUUUUGUGUGGAAGUCGUGAAUGGUUUGGUUCAGGGAGUAGAAUAAUCAUCACAACUAGAGAUAUGCAUAUACUUAGAGGGAGAAGAGUUGACAAAGUGUUCAGAAUGAAAGGAAUGGAUGAAGAUGAAUCUAUUGAGCUUUUUAGUUGGCAUGCAUUUAAGCAAGCAAGUCCAAGAGAAGAUUUUAUUGAACUUUCUAGAAAUUUAGUUGCUUAUUCUGCGGGAUUGCCACUAGCUCUUGAAGUCCUUGGGUCCUAUUUGUUUGAUAUGGAGGUAAUAGAGUGGAAGAAUGUAUUGGAGAAACUCAAGAAAAUUCCUAAUGAUGAAGUACAAGAGAAAUUAAAAAUAAGCUAUGAUGGUUUAACUGAUGAUACAGAGAAAGGAAUAUUCCUUGAUAUAGCUUGUUUCUUUAUAGGAAUGGACCGGAAUGAUGUUAUACAUAUCUUAAAUGGUUGUGGGCUUUGUGCAGAAAAUGGAAUACGUGUCUUGGUAGAAAGAAGCCUUGUAACUGUAGAUUAUAAGAACAAGCUUGGAAUGCAUGAUUUGCUGCGAGACAUGGGAAGAGAAAUCAUUCGUUCAAAAACACCAAUGGAGCUUGAGGAGCGUAGUAGGUUAUGGUUUCAUGAAGAUGCGCUUGAUGUAUUAUCAAAAGAAACUGGAACAAAAGCUAUUGAGGGACUGGCUUUGAAGUUACCAAGAAAUAAUACAAAAUGUUUGAGCACUAAAGCUUUUAAGGAGAUGAAAAAACUCAGGUUGCUUCAACUUGCUGGUGUACAACUGGUUGGAGAUUUCAAGUAUCUUUCCAAAGAUCUUAGAUGGCUUUGUUGGCAUGGAUUUCCUUUAGCAUGCAUACCAACAAACCUUUAUCAAGGAAGUCUAGUUUCUAUUGAGCUAGAAAACAGCAAUGUUAAUCUUUUGUGGAAAGAAGCCCAGGUAAUGGAGAAGCUGAAAAUUCUUAAUCUCAGUCAUUCUCAUUAUUUAACACAGACUCCAGACUUUUCAAAUUUGCCUAAUCUUGAAAAGCUAUUACUCAUAGAUUGUCCAAGGUUGUCCGAGAUUUCCUAUACCAUUGGACAUCUCAAUAAAGUUCUUCUAAUAAAUUUUCAAGAUUGUAUUAGCCUUCGUAAGCUUCCAAGAAGUAUCUAUAAGUUGAAAUCUCUUAAAGCACUCAUUCUUUCAGGAUGUUUAAAGAUUGACAAGUUAGAAGAGGAUUUGGAACAAAUGGAGUCUUUGACAACCCUUAUUGCGGAUAAGACUGCAAUAACAAGAGUGCCAUUUUCAAUAGUUAGAUCAAAAAGAAUUGGAUAUAUCUCUUUGUGCGGCUAUGAAGGAUUCUCACGUGAUGUGUUUCCUUCAAUCAUUUGGUCUUGGAUGUCACCAACAAAUAGUCUCUCAUCCCGCGUUCAAACAUUUCUAGAUGUGUCAUCUCUCGUUUCUUUAGACGUGCCAAAUAGUAGUUCCAAUCAUCUAUCAUAUAUUUCUAAGGACCUUCCACUGCUUCAAAGUCUUUGUAUAGAGUGUGGCUCAGAACUUCAACUUUCUAUAGAUGCUGCAAAUAUUUUGGAUGCUUUAUAUGCCACAAAUUUUGAAGAAUUGGAAUCAACUGCAGCCACAUCGCAAAUGCAUAAUAUGAAUGUUUUAACAUUAAUUGAAUGCAACAAUCAAGUACACAACUUAGGAUCAAAAAAUUUCAGGAGAUCACUUUUAAUUCAAAUGGGAACGAGUUGUCAAGUCACCAAUAUUCUGAAACAGAGAAUUUUACAGAAUAUGACAACUAGUGAUGGUGGUGGUGGUUGUUUGCUCCCCGGUGAUAGCUAUCCAGAUUGGUUAACCUUCAACAGCGAAGGUUCAUCCCUGACUUUUGAAAUCCCUCAAGUGAAUGGGCGUAACUUGAAGAAAAUGAUGUGCCAUGUCCAUUAUUCUUCCCCGGAAAAUAUAACUUCAGAUGGUUUGAAAAAUUUGUUGGUGAUAAAUCACACAAAGGCCAUCAUUCAACUUUAUAAGAGAAAUGCAUUAGUCUCCUUUGAAGAUGAGGAGUGGCAGGGGGUACUAUCAAAAAUAGAGCCUGGAAACAAAGUGCAAAUUGUUGUUGUCUUCUGGAGCAAAUUAACUGUUCACAAGACAACAAUUUAUCUCAUAUAUGAACCAAUGAAUGAAAAAAUAGAGCAUUCCCGUGCACUAAAUAAGAAUGUAAUGGAUUCUAGUGGUGAAGAAAAUGAAUGUGUUGUUGGGACCAUCUCUCUUCAAGUAGAAUCCAUAUAUAAGCCAACAAAUGACAUAAUGGAGCAUUGUCAUGCAUCAAAUAAGAAUGCAAUUGUUUCCAGCAGUGAUGAAAAUGAAUGUGUUGUUGGGACCAUCUCUCUUCAAGUAGAAUCCAUAUAUAAGCCAACAAAUGACAUAAUGGAGCAUUGCCAUGCAUCAAAUAAGAAUGCAAUUGUUUCCAGCAGUGAUGAAAAUGCAUGUGUUGUCAGGCCGUUCUCUCCUCAAGUGGAAUCCAUAGAUGACUUAAGAUGUGUUUCAAAAAAAGGCUUGAUUAAGCGCUUAUUGAAUAAGUUCUUAUCAUGCGAAUACUUUUGUAAUGCAAACUCAGAAAAUAAGAAAAAUCAAGGUUAAAAGAUGGUGAAAGAAUGUCAGGUCCCAAUUGAUUCUUAUGGUGGCUGCAAAUCUUGUAUUGUUGCUUGUACUGAGAUUGCUUUGGGCAGUGGAUGAUUUGUUUUACAUGUAGAUUGGUGGCUACUAUUAAUUCUCUAAAUCUGAUGGCUAAAGAAUGGAUGCUUGGGGAAGGUCCACUUGUUUUGGGAUCUUGGUUUCUAAGGGAGUCCAACUUGUGCUUGAUUCUGAUGCCCUUGAUUUUAAUCCUUUGAAGUGAAAAAGAUAUGUGUAAUCCAAAUACUUGACAAUUGAUCAAUCAAAUGAAUAGUAUGCUUAAAUAGAAUUGGCAGGUGGAUCAACUGCGUUUUUAGAGAAGUCAUAAAACAAGUUGAUAACCUUGGCAAUCUAAGUAUGUACCUAUGUUGAUCAUUUCCUGCAGCAUGAGAUGCAUGACUCCUAUUAUGGUAAUACUGUUAUGAGAGAUCUUGCUUAGUGUGCCUGCUGUAAUUCUUCGAUCUUUUGAAAUUUAAUCUAGUUAUCUUCAAAUAAA